Messenger RNA from Penicillium alfredii, 921 nucleotides. RefSeq lists its product as uncharacterized. Bases 1 to 921 code for a protein of 306 amino acids. Lineage: Eukaryota; Fungi; Ascomycota; Eurotiomycetes; Eurotiales; Aspergillaceae. The transcript has a single exon. The record is from RefSeq and is a predicted model, not a curated record.
AUGGCUAGCAUCGUCAACCGGCCCCGUUCAUUCUUCCGCAAACCAGACCCUCCCAAGCCGCUGCACGCUCGCUGGGGAGAUGUGGCCAUCUCCGUGCCUACAGAAGGCUCAUGGAACCAAUAUAAUAACCCGCACCGGUCGAGUCGGGGCAGAAAGCCAUAUGGACAUGGCUAUGGACUCGACAACUCUCCAUACGAGCGAGUCACCGAUGCUUGUAUCGACGACGAUGACGAGGUGGAUCUAAUUGAGCACCCCAAGAACACUUCCACUGAACCUACAUCUAUCUCGCGACGGGCAUCUCUAUCACUGGGAGCCCUACGGCCAGCACGGCUCUCCGUGCGCCUGGCCUCCCGGCCAAAGCAUACAAAGGAGAAAUUCCAGCAACUCGAAAGAGACCCUGAAGUCCACAGAGACACUACCCCCCAGCAAGAAAAGAAAGAGACUGCCUUCGCCUACAAGCCCAUCCCCCACCGCGACUACACAGCAGAGGUAUCCGAGAAAGCCAACAAUCUGCACGCGCCCCGCUUCCGGUACAUCCCCACAGAUGGCCAGUAUCCCGAGCAGCCGGGUGCCAGUGUCCUCCGGAGCCAGUCGGUGAGCUGCUCGCGGCGCGGCUCUUGCGUGAACCGAGACUCAUUCUUAGCACCUUCCUUUUCCUCUUCUUCCAAGGAAGCGGUGCCAGAAGAUGGCCGGGACCGGUCGAGAACGCAUCGCUCUUCUCUACGGCUGGACUGCCUUGAUGAAGGAAAUGACCGCCGCCGCAGCUUCCGCAACAGCCUGAGUGGUAGCUCGCAGCAUGGAUAUGGCUUGCCGCCCAGACGGCGCACGUCGCCUUUUGUCGCGGCGGAUCGGAAGAGGACUUCCAUAGUGAAGCCGAUGACUUUGGAUAUGGUUCCAAAUGCCGAGGAACUCUAUGAAUGA